Acromyrmex echinatior (Panamanian leafcutter ant) is the source of this 1215-nucleotide messenger RNA. Its product is annotated as odorant receptor 4-like. The record is from RefSeq and is a predicted model, not a curated record. Gene Ontology annotation, cellular component: plasma membrane. Gene Ontology annotation, molecular function: odorant binding; olfactory receptor activity. Lineage: Eukaryota; Metazoa; Arthropoda; Insecta; Hymenoptera; Formicidae. Gene Ontology annotation, biological process: sensory perception of smell; detection of chemical stimulus involved in sensory perception of smell.
AUGUAUCUAUUGCCAGUCUGCUGUACACCUUCGACUCGCAUCGAAGUCCAAAAAGUCAUGCAGUCCGAAGCUGAUCUCACUGAAGCAUUAAACCUAAUAAUUUGGAACAAACGAUUCUUAUCUUUUUUGGGUUUAUGGCCUCUCAAGCCGAAUCAGUUUCUAUUCAUAUUUUUUACCAUAUACAUGAUAAUUUAUUGUAUCAUGGGGGCAGGCCAUUUGAUCAAAAAUUUUGAUCAGCCAGAAGUCGUCGUGGCAAAUUUAACAGAUAACGUACUGUUUGGAAUGAUAUUGGGAAAAUUGUUCAUAUGCAAACGCAACUGCGAGAUAAUGAUCGAGUUUCUGAAAAGCAUCGAAAUCGAUUUCACGGCAAGGAUGUACGACAAUGUUCAGGAGAAAAUGGCGUAUUUAUAUUAUAACAAAAUCGCACUGCUUUUCGUGAAGAUAUCGACAAGUAUGGCAGGGAUAGCAGCCACGAUGUAUUACUUGAGGACAUUUUUCGAAAAUUGGAGCGCGAUUGUAUCCGGUAAUUUUUCGUAUAAAUUACCGUAUCCGGUUCAUCCCUUCUUUGAGAUCAAGGACACUUCUACGUACAUAUGCAUGUGCGUGUAUCUGGCGCUAUGUGUAGCGAUUAUAGUAUGCGGUUAUGCUGGUCCAGAUGCUUUUGUACUCAGCAUGACUCUUCAUGUUUGCGGUCAACUUGCCGUUUUAUCAUGCAAAGUCAACCGUUUGUUAAGAGAUAAUGAGAAUUAUCAUCGCCAUAUUAGUAACAUUGUGAUGAGACAUUACCACCUAAUAAGAUUAGCAGAGAUCUUAGAGAACAAUUUCAACAUAAUAUGCCUACAGCAAACUUUGGGCACUUUAUUGUUGCUCUGUUUCACAGUAUAUCAUAUAAUUUCGACAUCGGCAUAUGGCGAUGAAACUACUCUCCUAGCUUUUGCAUUAUAUGUAUCUUGCGUAAUUAGUACAAUUCUUGGUUAUUGCUAUAUAGGGGAGUGCCUCAUCAUUGAGAGCACAGCAUUACGUGAAGCAUUUUACAAUUCCAAUUGGUACAAUAAUCCUCCAUCAACAUCAAAGUUAAUCAAUAUUUGCAUGGUUCGAUCUGAGAAACCAUUAAUGUUAACUGCCGGUAAAUUCUGUGUAUUAUCAUUGAAUACGUUUACGAGUAUUGUAAAAACAUCGAUGGCGUAUGUAUCUGUGUUACGCAAGUUUAUAUAA